AUGGCGGCGGCCCACGACGAAGAAAAUCGCGCAUUGAAAGAGGCGCUCCUGCGUCGCAUGCGACCUGGCGAGCCCGCUGCGACGGUCGAUGUUUUCGUCGCAGAGUUCGAUGGCGUGCGAUACCUACUUAAAGACGAGGAUGCAUCCACUAUUCUCCUCUCCGUACACCUUCCCCAACACACCGCCGCAACAAGCGCCGCAGAUCCCGCGGAAGCAGCCGCCGCCGCAGCGGCGGUGAUCCCGCCUGAACUAGCGACCAGUGACGGGUUGCCAAGUGGCGCGAUGGACGCGGUAAACGCGGCGUACCGUGGGAUCGCGACGGUGCUGACGCCGCCGUCGAGCAACUACCACCUUACCCUGAUGGUUGAUCUUAAGAAGCUUCCGGAGGAGCAGCAAGCGCGCGCCGCGAUUGCCGCGAAACUAGCCGGGGUGCGGUCAGUCGUCCUCGGCGCGCCGCUGCGCGCCAUGCUGACCGCGCUGGCGGAAGGCGGAGCGGGGGAAGCGAAGGGCGCGGGGGGGGAGGCGGGUGGGGAAGACGGCGCGGGCGGGGGGAGUGCGAUGAAGGCCAUGGUGCACCGGCCCGGGGAGGUGUUUUUCGCGUCGCUGUCGAGCAAGGGCGAUCACGUGAAGAUCAUUUUCCCCGUGCACUUCCAUGAUCCGAGCGACGCCAUUCUCGCUGCCGCCUUCCUCCAGGUGCGCUGGGGAGCUAGCAGAGGCGCGCAAGGGCGGGGGGCUGUCAUGGGCGCCAGAGUGCUCCUUCUCGCGCACUCUACCCGUGGACCUGGACGGCGCGCCAGCCCUUUCCAUUCCCCCGUUCCCCCUCCCGGUCCCCGUUCCCCCCACCAGGAACUAGCAGAGGCGCGCAAGGGGGGGGGACUCUCAUGGGCGCCGGAGUGCUCCUUCUCCCGCACGCUCCCCCCAGACCUGGACGGCGCACCAGCGCAGUACCUGACAGCGAACGUGGGGUUCGUGACGCUGCAGGUGGGGCGGCGGCACGUGGAGGGGCCGCGCGUGGAGCGCGUGGCGUGGCACGUGUGCUCCUUCCACUCGUUUGUCGCCCACCACGUGCGCCGCGCCAAGGGGCUGCUGCAUACUCGCAUGCGCCGCCGGGGGGAUGCUCUCAACCAGAUGCUACACCCGGAGCUCCAGCAGCAACAGCAGCAACAGCAGGCGGCGGCAGGGGGGGCGUCUCAGGGCCGGCAGUCACCGCUUGCAGGGGUGGACAAGGCUCCCUUGCGCGCCAUGCAGCACCUGCGCCUGCGAUAG
This is a messenger RNA of Closterium sp. Naga37s-1, 1266 nucleotides long. The record is from the annotation of a GenBank genome assembly. NCBI's taxonomy places the organism in Eukaryota, Viridiplantae, Streptophyta, Zygnematophyceae, Desmidiales, Closteriaceae.